AUGACCACAGAAAUACCUACAAUGGGUGCUUAUUUUCUGACAUUAACGGGUUGCAGUCUGAUUCUGGCUAACAUCCUUUUUGCGAGCAUUCGUAAUUUUAUCAGAUUAGAAAUACCCAUAGGAGAAGAAAAAUUAGUUUUGCAUUACGGAUGGAGUUUCUGGCUCACGCUCUUUACAGGUUUACUGUGUAUCGUUCUUGGAAUAGCCAUUUUGAUAUUAGAUCUUAGAAAUCCAGACAUCAUUUCAGCCUUCUUUGGAAUUGAUAUUUUACAAGAUUAUGAAGAUUUUUAUAUUGCCGUUGAAGAUUUAGGAAUUAAGAGAACCGAACUGAAACCAGAAAGUGAAGAAACUCCAAACGAGGAAAUGUACAAUAUGAGAAAACGUAGCAUUUCUAUAAAAUUUCAACAAAGACCAUUCCAAAGACCUUUGCCAGCUCCACGUCAUCUGAUUGUCGAAGAGGAACAACAACCUGUUUAUGAAAAUCUGGCGGCUGGAACAUUUAAUACCAUCGAAGAAGAGACGGAAGAACACGAAACUGUUCCACUUCGAUAAUUUCUAAUUUAGUUUACAAUCAUUAUAAUUGUAUAUUUAUUACGUAAGGAUUGUUUCAAGAUUUCACAAAGCAUUUUCAAUUAAAUUUUGAAACUAAAAGACUGGA
Molecule: messenger RNA, 658 nt
Organism: Centruroides sculpturatus (bark scorpion)
Lineage: Eukaryota; Metazoa; Arthropoda; Arachnida; Scorpiones; Buthidae
Exons: 6
Coding region: 1-552 (183 amino acids)
Biological process (GO): protein transport
Cellular component (GO): endoplasmic reticulum membrane
Source: RefSeq, a predicted model, not a curated record